UCACUAAACAUUUCUCAAUAUGGCCAAGUUUUGGCCAUGGUUACUAGUUGCCUUUGCGAUAGGCGUGUUAGCUACUCAUGUCGCGGCUGAUCAUGACGAUCAUUAUGUUUAUGCGUCACCACCUCCGCCAAAAUAUCACUAUAAGUCACCACCGCCGCCAAAAUAUCACUAUAAGUCGCCACCGCCACCAAAAUAUGUUUAUAAGUCACCACCUCCGCCAAAAUACGCUUAUAAGUCACCACCUCCGCCAAAGUACGCUUAUAAGUCACCACCUCCGCCAAAGUACGCUUAUAAGUCACCACCUCCGCCAAAGUACGCUUAUAAGUCACCACCUCCGCCAAAGUACGCUUAUAAGUCACCACCUCCGCCAAAGUACGUUUAUAAGUCACCACCUCCGCCAAAGUACGCUUAUAAGUCACCACCUCCGCCAAAGUACGCUUAUAAGUCACCACCGCCGCCAAAAUACGCCUAUAAGUCACCACCCCCACCAAAGUAUGCUUAUAAGUCACCACCUCCGCCAAAAUAUGCCUAUAAGUCACCACCUCCGCCAAAAUAUGCGUAUAAGUCACCACCCCCGCCAAAAUACGCUUAUAAGUCACCACCCCCGCCAAAGUACACUUAUAAGUCACCACCCCCGCCAAAGUACGCUUAUAAGUCACCACCUCCGCCAAAGUAUGCUUAUAAGUCACCACCCCCGCCAAAGUAUGCUUAUAAGUCCCCCCCACCACCUUCUCCGUCUCCUCCCCCACCUUACAUAUACAAAUCUCCACCACCACCGUCACCAUCACCGCCUCCUCCAUACAUUUACAAGUCCCCACCGCCACCAUCACCUUCACCACCACCCCCAUAUAUUUACAAAUCUCCCCCACCACCUUCCCCAUCGCCCCCGCCUCCUUAUGUCUAUAAGUCCCCACCUCCACCAUCACCAUCACCACCGCCACCAUAUGUUUACAAAUCUCCACCACCACCUUCACCAUCACCACCACCACCGUAUAUUUAUAAAUCACCACCCCCUCCAUCUCCAUCCCCACCCCCACCCCCAUACUACUGAUCACCACCUCCGCCUUACUACGUCUAAGAAUGAUGCCAAGUAUUAAUGCAAGUUAACCAAUUAACUACUUGAAGCUCUUUCGACCGCGUUUGUACCUUAAUUUUAUGUUUUUAAAUCUUUAUUUAUUGCUCAUUUUAAUCAUGUUAUUUAUCUGUCAAAAGAAAGUGCAACUUAUAUCUACAUUCUGAGUUGUAAGUUGUAACUAAUGGUUGCCUGGUUGGUAUAUGCCAUAAAUUUAUUUCCUUGUGUUAUAUGAUUCCUAAUUUCCUAUAAAGUUUUCUGUAUUUUUAUA
Molecule: messenger RNA, 1343 nt
Organism: Helianthus annuus (common sunflower)
Lineage: Eukaryota; Viridiplantae; Streptophyta; Magnoliopsida; Asterales; Asteraceae
Product: extensin-2-like
Exons: 1
Coding region: 20-1051 (343 amino acids)
Biological process (GO): plant-type cell wall organization
Molecular function (GO): structural constituent of cell wall
Source: RefSeq, a predicted model, not a curated record